AUGGUGGUAGUCAUGGUUGGGGUAUAUGGGGUACUGGUAUUGGAAAGCAUGAUACAAGCAGGCGAUGCUGUUACGGUAUUGAUUCCGGAAAUGAUUGGAGUGGACCAGAAAACGGUUACAUUUUCUGGGGUAACACCAAUAUGGAUAGCUGGAAGAGCAGUGGCGGUGGUGAAGGAUGGCGCAAAUGGGAAGGUUGAAAAUCCUCUAUCGACUUUAACAUACAACUGUUUUGAUUCUUACCUUAAAAAAUAUAGUUAA
Loa loa (African eye worm) is the source of this 258-nucleotide messenger RNA. RefSeq lists its product as hypothetical. The transcript has a single exon. NCBI's taxonomy places the organism in Eukaryota, Metazoa, Nematoda, Chromadorea, Rhabditida, Onchocercidae. The record is from RefSeq and is a predicted model, not a curated record. The coding region runs from base 1 to 258 and encodes 85 amino acids.